AUCUUCCUCUGCUUUUUGAAAAUUAUAAUGCCACUGCUCACUCUUCACAAUCUAAAACUGGAACUCCAUAGCCACCAUGAAAAGCCACUAUGGAAGCUCCCUUCAAGAUUGUCCAUAACAAAUUCCCAGAGACCCGAAUGCCAGUUUUCGCAUUUUUUGCCAGCGAACCAGAGUGUUGCCGCGGUGGUGUUUGGAGAAGGGUCACAGCAGUCGAGAUUGUAUCCAUUAACAAAGAGAAGAUCAGAAGGUGCCAUUCCAAUUGCAGGAAGCUACAGGCUUAUUGAUGCAGUCAUAAGUAAUUGCAUCAAUAGCAAUAUAACAAAGAUAUAUGCCCUUACACAGUUUAAUUCCACUUCAUUAAACUCCCAUCUCUCUAGAGCAUAUUCUGGUGGAUUACUAGCAAAUCAAGAAUUUCUAGAAGUCAUCGCAGCUUAUCAGAGUCCAGAAGACAAUAAUUGGUUCCAGGGAACUGCAGAUGCUAUGAGAAGAUGUUUAUGGGUAUUAGAACAGCAUCCAGCAGUCGAAUUUUUGGUCCUUCCAGGUCACCAUCUUUACAAGAUGGAUUAUCAGAAACUUAUAGAAGCACACAGGAAGAAUAGGGCCGAUAUAACAGUUGCUGUCUUGGAUAGCGUGAGCGAUCAGAAUACAGGUUUUGGUAGUUUCACAUUAGAUUCUGAAAACCGCGUUAUUUUGUUCCGAGAGGAACCAGAAUUGAUGCCUCUUUUUCAGGUUCAAGGCUCAAAGUUUAACGAUGGUUUUCAUAAAAAGUUUUCUGGUAUGGGGAUUUAUGUCAUGAAUAGACAUGUCAUGAUAAAGCUUUUAAAAGAAUCUUUCCCUAAAGCCAACGAUUUGAAGUAUGAAGUAAUACCAGGUGCAAUAUCCUUAGGAUUGAAGGUUCAUGCUUACCGGUUUGAUGGAUAUUGGGAAGACAUGAGAAGCAUUGAAGCAUAUUAUCAUGCAAAUAUGGAAAGCGCAAAGAAAACAAACAUGAAAUAUAACUUCUAUGAUAGAGAGUUUCCAGUCUACACUCUGCCAAGACAUCUGCCUCCAUCUCUAGUAACCGAGGCUGUCAUCACAGAUAGCGUCAUUGGUGAUGGCUGCAUUCUAAAUAGAUGCAGCAUCAGAAAUGCAGUCAUUGGGCCAAGAACGAGGGUUGGAGAUGGAGCUGUAAUAGAAGAUUCAGUAAUCAUGGGAUCUGAUAUCUAUCAGAGCGUACUUGAGCAGAACAUUUGUGGCACACACACAAAGCAAGCGAGUGUUCCAAUUGGUGUCGGGGAAGGUUCUUACAUAAAGAAAGCUAUAAUAGACAAGAAUGCGAAAAUUGGCAAAAAUGUUAAGAUCAUAAACAGGGACAGCGUGCUGGAAGGGAAUAACGAAACUGAUGGAUACAUCAUUACAGCAGGCAUAAUUGUUGUUGUGCGAGGUGCAGUGUUCCCAGACGAUAGCAUCUUAUGACAUCAACGAACAGAAAUCAAUCAUAAAAGACUUCUUUGAUCCCCAUCAAAAAAUACCAAAAUUGCUUCACAGACUUGAAGAUUUAUGGCUGCGGGAAACUAAAGGACAAACCUCAGAUGAUGCAUAUGCUGCUGGGAAUUUGAUGGAUUUAAGGAGAUUAAUGCUGAGAUUUCAGGAAUAGGUAUAGGAAUAGCUUUGGAUAUUGUGAAUUUGACUAAGAAGAAACUGGGUUUUUUCAUUAAUGAAAUUACUCGAGUGUUCUGUAAAGAGAGCACAUAAAUGUGAUUUAGUAACAU
Molecule: messenger RNA, 1751 nt
Organism: Cynara cardunculus var. scolymus (artichoke)
Lineage: Eukaryota; Viridiplantae; Streptophyta; Magnoliopsida; Asterales; Asteraceae
Product: inactive glucose-1-phosphate adenylyltransferase small subunit 2, chloroplastic
Exons: 9
Coding region: 28-1455 (475 amino acids)
Biological process (GO): glycogen biosynthetic process
Molecular function (GO): glucose-1-phosphate adenylyltransferase activity
Source: RefSeq, a predicted model, not a curated record